Messenger RNA from Apiotrichum porosum, 2064 nucleotides. RefSeq lists its product as uncharacterized. Gene Ontology annotation, cellular component: RNA polymerase II transcription regulator complex. The coding region runs from base 1 to 2064 and encodes 687 amino acids. The record is from RefSeq and is a predicted model, not a curated record. The transcript is spliced from 2 exons. Lineage: Eukaryota; Fungi; Basidiomycota; Tremellomycetes; Trichosporonales; Trichosporonaceae. Gene Ontology annotation, molecular function: transcription cis-regulatory region binding; DNA-binding transcription activator activity, RNA polymerase II-specific.
AUGGCCGAGGCUACCGUCCCUCUUAACCAAAUCUUCGAGUUCGACCCAGUCCCCGAGCUCGUCGGCAAGCCCACCAUGGACUUUGCAGAGUUCCUCAACUUUGACAGCUUUAGCAGCACUGCAGAGAGCGGCAACGAGAGCUCGCCGCAGACCAUUUCCGUCAACCACACCCCUUCCCCCCUCUCGUUUGCGCCCUCACCGCCCCAGUACGACGAGAGCCUCUUCUCAUUCGACUUUGCAGACGAGAAGAAGAUGAUGUCGCUCGGUGGUCCCUCCAACUUGGGCACCAUGGGCGAGAUUCACAUCAAGCAGGAGCCGGUUGACUACAUCCCGAUCGCACAGCCCCAGCAGCAGCAGCAGCAGCCACAGGCGCCCGCCCCCGUUGCCGCCAUGCCUGUGCUUCCCCCAAACCAGCAGGAGGCGCUCCAGCAGCUUCUCAACAACCUCAUGCAGUACCAGAGCGAGUACGGUUUUGGCGACGUGAGUCAGCAGCAGCAGCAGCAACAGCAGCAGCAGGCGACCACCGCCCAGGCCUUGGCCCCUGGAGCCAUCAACCCUUCCCUCGUUUUCGCUCCCACGGCACCAAGCGUGACGCCCUCGUCUCUCACGCCCGCGUCUGCAAUGGCCGCGUCCACCGCCCCCUCGGUGUCGUCCGCCGCCCCCACGCCCGCCAUCAACGCUUUGCCUGCCGUCCCCGAGUGGGCCGCCGACGAGCAACUCGUUGCCAUCAACCCCUCCGAGAUGCCUACCCCGCCCCUCCGCUCCAUCCGCGCCGACUCGAUGGCGUCGGCCGACGGCAUCGACGACAAGAUUGAAAAGCUCGUUCCCCUGUCAUCCAUCUUUUCGGCUGGCCGCGGCAAGGGUGGAAAGAAGGGUGGUGGCAUGUCGUCGGUCGUGCGCGGUGAGGACGAGGACCUGGACGACGACGACAGCUGGCGCCCGUCGCCGGAAGAGUACAAGAAGCUCAGCAGCAAGGAGAAGCGUCAGCUCCGCAACAAGCUCAGUGCGCGUGCGUUCCGUACCCGCCGCAAGGACUACAUUGGCACCCUCGAGGCGCACAUCAAGGACCGCGACUCGGUCAUUGACUCGAUCCGUGACGAGCUUCUUGUCUCGCGCGCCGAGAACCAGGACCUCCGCCGCGAGCUCGAGGCCCUCAAGGCCAGCACCAUGAAGGUGCUUCACCCCGAGUCGGCAGACCAGGUCGGCCAGUCGCCCGCCAUAUUGAACGCUCUCGCCAUGCCCGUGACCGAGUCGCCUGCCACUUCCUCUCGCCGUCUCGCGUCGGUGCCCGUGACUGUCAACACCCGCAAGGACGUUUCGGGCUUUGACACCAACCGCAACUUCUGGGGUGGCAACGACAACAUUUUCGGUGGCGGCAACACCAUCUGCCACACCGUCUUCAGCCCCGAGCUCACCCUGCCGCCGCAGCCCAACCUCAACCCUUUGCUCAACAAGCGCAACGACCCCGCAGACAAGGUCCUCUCCCUUGGCGCCCCCCUCGACGGUGGCCGCGACAUUGACUCGUCGACCUUUGCCGAGUGGGCAGAGAACACCCCUUACUCUGUGCGCUCCAUGGACAGCUACCGCAUGCAGCUCUGGUCCCGUCUCGCCCGCGAGGCUGCCGCCGACAAGGCCAACGUCCCCGCCGACCUCCGCCCCAAGUUCUUCGUCAGCCCCCAGGACGAGCCCACAAGCUCGCCCAGCGUCGCAAAGUCUGCCACUGCCAUCGCCGCCACCGCCGCCGAGCACGUCAUGUCCAAGCUCACCUCGUCGUUCUGGUCAGCGUUCUCGGGCUCGUCGUCCAAGGUCGACUCGGACAAGCUCGCCGCCGUCGUCACGGGCAAGGCGCGUCUCGCCGUCGUCGACAUUGACAGGGUCGUCCCCGCGGCGCGCGGCAACAACGCGCCCGCCGCCCAGACCACGGCCGACGACCUCGCCCACGCCAUGGCAGGCCUCAAGGUGGCCAGUGGCUCGUCUCCAGCGGAAACCCUCCGCGUGCGCGAAAACCCCCUAGGCGUUCUCGGCGGCUUCUUCAAGCACCCGGCCAUGCCUACCCGCGCAUAG